Rhopalosiphum padi (bird cherry-oat aphid) is the source of this 2515-nucleotide messenger RNA. Its product is annotated as P2R1A-PPP2R2A-interacting phosphatase regulator 1. NCBI's taxonomy places the organism in Eukaryota, Metazoa, Arthropoda, Insecta, Hemiptera, Aphididae. The transcript has 6 exons. The record is from RefSeq and is a predicted model, not a curated record. The coding region runs from base 8 to 889 and encodes 293 amino acids. Gene Ontology annotation, molecular function: protein serine/threonine phosphatase inhibitor activity.
GCUUGAGAUGUCCGUCAAAGACAGCCCUAUCGUCAAGAUGGACGUGGACUGCCCGUCGAACCUCAAGAGAUCCAACAGUGCGCCUAUGAUCAACGAUAUUAAUGCUUCCAUUGCCGGAUCGCCGUGCGCAACUCUGUCGAGAGAAAAUACGUGUAACAUAUUUUUACGAAAUGUACAACCACGCUUCCGUAGAUUUAGCACAAGUGGAAGUCCUCAUAAUGUAAUGCCAAAUACUUCACCAAAAUUAGUUCAUAGAGUUAAUCAGCUGCGACAGGAAGAAACUGUUGAUAUGAUUAAUAGAGAAGUGGCUCAUGAAAGAGAAAUACACUCUGCCAUGCAAAUAUCACAAUCAUGGGAAGAUUUAUCUAUCAUGAUUGAUUCACCAACAAAGACAGAUGAAGGACAAUUUGGUAAACAGCCUGGCGGAAUGUAUGGUAGAUCUAAUGUAUAUGAUCCACUGCAUUUAAAUUUUUCAAUGACUUCUGCUCCAUCAUCGCCAUCGCCAACCAGAUCAUUGAGACAUUGCGUAUCACCAUCACUUUUCAAACCCAAUUUAUCCCCUAGUCCUACUCGUAAAACUUUUACAUCAGGUUUAUGUUUUAGACGAAGCUUGAGCCCUAUUUCAAUGCGUCCUAGCACUUUAGGACCUGUUAAAAGGAAAUGUGACAUGGACGACUAUGAACCAAUUCCAAAGAAAUGGGGAUUACUGAUUACCAAUAACAGGCCUGAACCAAUGCAAGUGGCCGGUAUUGUUCCUACAACAAUGAAUGCAACUUUAGUUACAGAUUCCAUAUGUAGCAGCAGUGGUGAUUCUUCUAACAGUAACCAUUCAUUUUCCUUUAGACCAUUGCAAUCUCUAAUGGAUGAAUCAAAAAGUAAUUCCCAAUAACUACAAUAUUUUUACAAAAAUUAUAAUUUCACAUUUUACUGUUAACUAUUAUAAUUUUGGUUAUUAUUAUUAUUUUAUUAUUAUUACAGUAACAAUAAUUAUUUUUAUUAUUAUUACAAUUAUUAUUAUCAUUACUAUUAUUAUUAUUAUUAUAAUUAAAAUUAUUAUUAUUAUCAUGACUCGAUUUUACAAAUGUCUAAACCAAUUUAAAAUAAUAUUGUUAUUAAAAAUUGUUUUUGACUAGUCCCAUGUAUAUAAAUUAGCAUUUAAUUAAUAAUGAUUUUAACAAAAUUGCAUUAUUCUGUUGGUAUCAAUUUGGAAUUUUGUUAAAAUCAAAUUAAUAUAAAAUGCUAAAAUUUUAGUUUUUUAAUAUUUUAUUUUGUAUUUUUUAAAACUACCUCUAUCAUAUAUCAUUAUUCAUUAUUAGGGCUUGGUUAAUCGUAUCCUAAAAUAUGCUAAGUUAAGCAUUUUAAAAAUCAUGAUUUUAUGUCACAAACAUGUUGAAAUACUGUUAUUAAAAAAAUUUGUUGACAAGUCCAAUGUAUAUAUAAUAUCAUUUAAUUAAUGUUGAUUUUAACAAAAUUACAUUAUUCUACUGAUGUAAAUUUGGAAUUUUGUUGAAAUCUAAUUAAUAUAUAAUCUUUAGUUUUUAUUAUUUUUUUUUAUUUUUAAACCGUGUCUAUCAUUAUUAUAACUGGGUUAAUCAUACCCUAAAAUAUGCUAAGCUAAGCAUUAUAAAAAUCAUGAUUUUUUUAUUAAAAACACCUGUACAUGUUGAAAUUUGUUACUAAAAAAAAUUGUUGACUAGUCCAAUGUAUAUAAAAUAUAAUUUAAUUUAUGUCGAUUUUAACAAAAUUACAUUAUUCUACUGAUGUAAUUUUGGAAUUUUGUUGAAAUCUUAUUAAUAAUGUUUAAUUUUUACUUUUUAAAACUGCCUCUAUCAUUAUUAUAGCUGGGUUAAUCAUAUCCUAAAAUAUGCUAAGUUAAGCAUUAAAAAUGAUUUUUUUUUUUACUUUUAAUUGGUAUAAUAUGUUUUUUGUUUUCUAAUGUUUUUUUUAUAACAAAAAAAUAUAAAUUGUUAAAGCAAGACUGAAAUACCGUAUUAAAAUUGAUAUUGUAUAUUUGUGUUUGGUCUUUAAUGUAUAUUUUGGUUAUGAAAAAUCAUUAAAACUCUAAAUUUCAAGUACUGACUUAACUGAAAAAAAAUAAUACAAUGUUGCUAGUUAGAAUUAAACGAAACAUAAUAUGUUAUUAUACCUAUCAAGCUAUACUAGUAUAAGUCUUCGAAAAUAUUUAUGGUAGUUUCGAUUUUUAAAAGCAGUCUUAUCUUGGAAUGCUAUAGCAGAGGUCAGCUACAUAAUAUAAUCUAUACAUAUAAAAAAAAAAGUAAUCCAAAACAAUACUUUAUUGUGUUCCUUACUUGUUAGUCGUUGUUAUGUUUUGUUUAUGUGAAGCCUACCUAUAUUUCCACAAUCAUGUCCUUUGUGCAUUGUAUUGAACAUGUACAAUCUGCAUUCUACGGUGUUAAGUGUAAGGUUUAAACUAUGUAAUUUGUAUAUAUUUUUUUAAUUGUUUGUGUAUAAUAUAUUUUGUUAUGUGAACACAGUUAAAAACUAAAAUAAUUUA